Messenger RNA from Chiloscyllium plagiosum (whitespotted bambooshark), 3114 nucleotides. Its product is annotated as homeobox protein Hox-D13. NCBI's taxonomy places the organism in Eukaryota, Metazoa, Chordata, Chondrichthyes, Orectolobiformes, Hemiscylliidae. Gene Ontology annotation, molecular function: DNA-binding transcription factor activity, RNA polymerase II-specific; DNA binding. The record is from RefSeq and is a predicted model, not a curated record. Gene Ontology annotation, biological process: regulation of DNA-templated transcription.
CAAUUAGGUUAUUGCAUGGAAUAAAGUAUAAAGCAUGGAAUAUUGCAUGAAGUAUCAGACAUCUGCAAUAUCCAUAGCAUGGAAACACAUCAGUUGAAAUUGAGGAAUAUCCUAAAGAAAAUAGCCUUCAUUUUAAUAGAUCGAAUGUCUGAGCAAAAAUAAAACAUAGAUCAGAAAUAUCUUCCCCGAAUUUUCGAAAACUUAGCUAAUAUAAAAUUCAAGGGGAAAUCCGUAUACGUCUGACCGUUUCAUGAAUUGGUGAAACAAGUAGUGAUUCUUCCAAUCUAUUUCACAGUUGUGUGUAGAAGAGCGCAAACUGCAGUUUACAACAACGAAUGGUUUAUAUGUUAUCCUGAGCGAUACAUUUUUUACUAAACAGGUUGAUGCCGAUUUUAUUCGUCACAAUAUGCAAACCUUCAAAAAUUUCUACCAGUGUGUUUUUAAAAUUAAUUUCGUGUCAAUGUGAAAUUGUUAUUUUGUAAAAGAAGUCUAAGCUUUAUUUGAAGUGGAAUUAUUCGAAAAAGAAUUCAAUGGAAUAGAAAAAUCUACUCAAAGAGAAUAAUGUAGGCCGUACGUAUGAUGUGUUUAUCCUACAGACUGUAUUGUGCAAGAUACCAAGAAUAUCAAAUUCAGUGAAACACAUCGUAAGGGUACUGCCGUGGAAAACACCGUCGCGUUUUCUAACUUCAAUAUUCAGCGGCUCCUGCAGUCAAUUAUGUUGAAUGAAUUAAGGAAAAAUUAAAGUGUUUGAACAUUGGGAAAGAAAUGCAAUGCCAGCUGAAGCUAGCUUCAGUCGCUGCGUGUCACGUGAUCAGUGUCGACCUAUCAGAUUUCAGUUGGUCAGUGCACACACUAAUCAGUGAAAAUAAGCACCUCUUCUCACUGCCGAGGCUGCUUCUCUAAAGCAGUACUUAGUUUGCAGUGGGUCGUGAUAUGACAGCUUCUUUUCUUUCAGCCCCUUGGAGGACUGAUACAAUCAGGUACCUACACAACAGAAAUAACACCACUAACUCGGAAAUGGAAGGAUUGGGAGGGAACGUCCCUUCUAAUCAAUGCAGGAAUUUUCUGUCUCCCUCUGCAUUUGGAGCUCAUCAUAAUUCGUUAUCUUCGGGUCCCGCUUACUCCGUCGGAGAUCGAACGCAUUCUGUCAUUUCUGAAUCUGCCAAGCAGUGCAGCCCCUGCCCAGCUCCCACAAGCCCUCCCAAUCCAGCGAUAAGUUACGGCUAUCAUUUUGGAAGCAGCUACUACAGUUGUCGAAAUGUUGGCAUUCAGCAAACUGGACUGAAAUCCGGUGCCCAUGCAUCUCUGGCCGGUUAUCCAGUGGACAAAUACAUGGACGUUUCGGGUUUGACUAACACGCCUGUCCCCACUGACGAGGUGUCAUCCAGGGCAAAAGAAUUUGCAUUUUAUCAGAGCUACCCCAAUCCCUACCAACGGGUCUCUGGUUAUUUGGACGUUCCAGUAGUCCCUACAAUAAGCGGGCACGGAGAGCCAAGGCAUGAAGCCUUAAUUUCCAUGGAGGGCUACCAGCCUUGGACAUUUGCUAAUGGCUGGAAUGGUCAAGUAUAUUGUCCGAAAGAUCAGACACAGACUCCACAUUUCUGGAAAUCUCCUCUGCCAGGAGACGUGAUGCACAAUCAGACUGACAUAAACAUUUACAGACGAGGGAGGAAGAAAAGGGUUCCUUAUACGAAAACUCAGCUCAAAGAACUGGAGCGAGAAUACGCCACAAACAAAUUCAUAACUAAGGAAAAAAGACGAAGGAUAUCCACUGCCACCAAUCUUACCGAAAGACAAGUCACCAUCUGGUUUCAGAACAGAAGAGUCAAGGAGAAGAAAGUGGUUUCUAAAGUCAAAGAAAAUAUACCUUGAUACCGCAGAUAUCAGGAACCGUGCUGGCGUAUUGUGAAUUACAUGUGAUGGUCUUCUCUUCAGAAAAGGAAACGAACUGAAUGUGGAAGAUUUUCGAGCCACAGCUUCGGAUUUAUAAACAAAUCGUAAAAUAACAAUUUCCACAAAAUGUUGUGCAAAACUUGCUAAAAUACUUGAUCUGACUUCAUCACCACUUUCAAAGAAAUAAGGCACUCUUCAGUAUGUGAAAAGUCCCACAUUCGCAUACUUGUCUUGUGUUACCGUGCUGGAUUAUUUUCACGAGUGGCAUUGCACAUGCUGUCGCAAAUAAAUGCUUAGUUCAGUCUUAAGUCAUAUUUUCGAGGGUUCAGCUAAAUUGCUGAUGUUUGCAACACCCAGAUAAAAUGGCGACUACAACUGAUUAUACAAUCAAACAUAAAAAUUGACAUUAAGUGAAAAGUAUUUAUGACUUUCUUAAUGCAAAGCAUUUUUAUUUAACAUUUAGGUUUUCAGUCAUGCUUUGCAAGGUGGCUGAGUUGCGAGUGGAUUCAAAUGCUAACAAUAUAUAUUAGCAACGAAUCCAUUCCGUUGUGAAUAAUUGAAAAUAUACUGCUAGGAUACCAUUUUAAAUCUGUGCCAGGUAGAAAUUGAUUAUAAAUGAGAUAGUUACAGAUUAACUGCGGUACAAUCUCGUAAGAUAUUUUAUCAUAUUAAUCGGCAGCGAACUUACAAUCAUUUUCAUAAUAAAUUAUUUAGCUUAGAAAGAACGUUCUGUUUACUCACUGCAGAAGGUUCUGUAGUAACAUGUUGUCCUAAACAAAUGUAAGCGUUAAUCAUAAAUUCAAUCUCAAACGAAAUGCUUGUCAAAGUUAAGAUGUCCUUAAAAGUUAUGUUAAAGUAUGAAAAGCUAUGUUUCUGCAUAUAAGUCUUCUGUUCAUUUCAAACUGUUAUUUUCGAAAGAAGUGCUAAUAUAUUUGAAAGCCCCAUGAUAGUUUUGAAUGCGGUGCCUUUAAUUGAAACUUUUACAGCUGUUUCCUAAUUACUAACUUGUUGCGCUGUAUACCUAAAUUGUAAUCACGUUAACUAUAGGAGUAACAUAGUGGAGAAGUUUGGCAUUAUUUCUAUGUUUUAUGUACAAUUUUAAGUAUUUGCUCAUUUUGUCCAUCAUUUUCUUUAUGCAGGACGAGUUAAAUAUGAACUCGGGAGGUUUUCUUACUUGAUUAUGCCGUGUAAAAUAUUAAAACAAAUCACACUUUAACUGUC